This is a messenger RNA of Camarhynchus parvulus, 2542 nucleotides long. RefSeq names its product leucine zipper and EF-hand containing transmembrane protein 1 (gene LETM1). NCBI's taxonomy places the organism in Eukaryota, Metazoa, Chordata, Aves, Passeriformes, Thraupidae. Gene Ontology annotation, cellular component: mitochondrial inner membrane. Bases 126 to 2396 code for a protein of 756 amino acids. Gene Ontology annotation, biological process: intracellular monoatomic cation homeostasis. Gene Ontology annotation, molecular function: ribosome binding; calcium ion binding. The transcript has 14 exons. The record is from RefSeq and is a predicted model, not a curated record.
GGCGCCGCGGGGCGGUGCCGGGCGAACGCGGCUCCCGGGCGCUGCUGGGCGUGUGGGGAUCGCCGCGGCCCGGGCGGCGGGACAGGAGCGGGCCGGAGUCGCCCGCCGGCCCACCGAGCGCCGCUAUGGCGUCCAUGCUGCUGCAGAGCUGCGGGCGGCGCGCCUGCCGCCUGCCCCGAGCGCUGCGCCGCCCGCCACGGCUCGGUAACUUGGGAGAUCGGGCAUGUCUUAGCUGCACAUCCCUGAGGCUGGCAAACAAAAUGACUGUACACUUUAAAUAUUGCACUAGUGUCCCUCCUGUUUACGCCUACUCCAGAAAAGCUCACUAUUGUUGUUGGACUAAAGGAUCUGAGCAGAUACACUUCACUCUCACGAGCUCUUCUGGCUCAUGGACGCCACUAGCAACCCUGGGUGUUUUAGGUCCCCAGUACCUUCCAGUUAGGUGGUGGCAUUCUUCACGUCCUCUUCAAGAUGACUCCAUAGUUGAAAAGUCACUCAAGUCCUUAAAGGACAAAAACAAGAAGCUGGAAGAAGGAGGUCCUGUAUAUAGUCCAACAGAAGUGGAAGUUGUAAAGAAAUCUCUUGGGCAGAGGAUUGUGGAUGAACUGAAGCACUAUUACCACGGGUUUCGGUUGCUGUGGAUUGACACCAAAAUAGCUGCGAGGAUGCUCUGGAGAAUCCUGCACGGGAACACUUUGUCUCGUCGGGAGCGGAGACAGUUUCUUCGAAUAUGUGCUGAUCUUUUUCGCCUGGUCCCUUUCUUGGUUUUUCUUGUUGUCCCAUUUAUGGAAUUUUUACUUCCAGUAGCUCUUAAGUUGUUCCCUAAUAUGCUUCCCUCUACAUUUGAGACAAAGUCUAAAAAGGAGGAAAGAUUGAAGAAAGAAUUGAGAGUAAAGCUUGAAUUGGCUAAAUUUCUUCAAGACACCAUUGAGGAGAUGGCCUUAAAAAAUAAAGCAGCCAAGGGAAAUGUUACAAAAGAUUUUUCAACAUUCUUUCAAAAGAUCAGGGAAACUGGUGAAAGACCCAGUAAUGAGGAGAUCUUAAGGUUCUCUAAACUGUUUGAAGAUGAGUUGACGCUGGACAAUCUGACCAGGCCUCAGCUGGUGGCACUUUGUAAAUUGUUGGAACUUCAGUCAAUUGGGACAAAUAACUUUCUCCGCUUCCAGCUGACAAUGAGGUUGAGAAGCAUAAAAGCAGAUGACAAGAUGAUUGCUGAAGAAGGAGUUGAUAGCCUGACUGUUAAAGAACUGCAGGCAGCUUGUCGUGCCCGAGGGAUGAGAGCUCUUGGUGUGACAGAGGAGCGUCUCAAGGAACAGCUCAAACAGUGGUUAGAUCUGCACCUGAACCAGGAAAUUCCUACUUCAUUGCUUAUUUUAUCCAGAGCCAUGUAUCUUCCAGAUACCCUUUCUCCAGCUGAUCAGCUCAAAACAACCCUUCAGACACUACCAGACAGUGCAGCCAAAGAGGCUCAAGUGAAAGUGGCAGAAGUUGAAGGUGAAAAAAUAGAUAACAAAGUACGACUGGAAGCAACACUUCAGGAAGAAGAAGCCAUCAGAAAAGAAAAUGAAGAAAAGAAAAUGUCUGAAGCUGCAGAGAAAGCCAAAGAAACGCUUGAGGCUGCAGCCAUGAAAGCGGUGGAACCAGCAGCAGAUCUUGAAGCAACUGCUCUGCAAGCUAAAAAAAGCCAGGUGGUGAUGGAUGCUGAACCAGAACUGGCACGGGCAGGUGCAGCAGUGCACUCAGAGGCACUGAUAGAUACAGCACCAGUGCUGGAAGGCAUUAAGGGUGAGGAAAUCACCAAGGAGGAGAUUGAUGUGCUCAGUGAUGCUUGCACCAAGCUACAGGAACAGAAAAAAUCACUAACAAAGGAAAAGGAGGAGCUUGAGGAAUUGAAGGAUGAUAUCCAGGAAUAUAAUGAGGACUUGCAAGAGAUAAAGGAGCUUUCUAAAACUGGUGAGGAAGAGGCAGUGGAAGAGUCAAAGGCAAGCAAGAGACUGACAAAGAGAGUGAACCGAAUGAUUGGUCAGAUAGACAAAAUUAUUGUAGAGUUAGAAACAAGUCAAAAGACAGCAGAUGCAAAGCUGGAUGGUGAGGAUACUUCUGCUGGGAAGAAUCUCAUCAGCAUUACUGAGCUAAUUAAUGCAAUGAAACAAAUUCAGAAGAUUCCAGAGGAGAAGCUAACAAGGAUUGCAGAGGCAUUAGAUGAAAACAAGGAUGGCCAAAUUGAUAUAGAUAAUGUUGUUAAGGUUGUAGAAUUGAUUGACAAAGAAGAUAUUGAUAUUGGCACCAGCCAGGUUGCUGAGAUUAUGUCAUUGCUUCAAAAAGAAGAAAAACUGGAGGAAAAAGAGAAGGCAAAGGAAAAGCAUGAUAAGGAAGCUGCAGAAGCAAAGAAUUAAGCUUCAGAAUCUGAAGCUAAUCACAGUUGUAACCAAAAUCUUGUAUAUCUUUCUGUGUCUAAUGGCUACAUAUUACUUGAGCUUUGUGAUUAUGGGAAGUGUUUUGAGCUGAUUCUGGUAAUAAAUCGUAGAUAAGUUUUCUGACA